AUGAAGCAGCUACACUUGGAAACGCAAGCCCAUAAACGUCCAGUAUAUUUACAGACCCCCACUACGAACACCACCACCACCACCACGACGGCGCUUCCUGCCAAGGCUCCAUCACAAACCACGCAGUCGACUCCUGGUACUACUCGUCCGUCCGGUAGCCUCCCCGAUUCAACGCCGCCAGCAACCCCAACCAUGACAACUGGGGAUGCGUCCAUUGUGAACUCCAGCCCCAUCGAUAUGAAAGCUCAGCCAGACAAUGUGCUCUCUGUGGGUGUUUCGAGUGUUGGUUCAGAAGUCCCCGCCGCUACGCCAGUGGAGCGCACCCCUCGACAAACAGCAACCAAAGAUGUAGCUCCAAGUGCCAGUUCCCCUUUGAGUGCCUCUGUUCUAACCCAGACCCCCCACGAAGUCGCGGUGCGCGACUUCAACGAAGCGCUGCGCCAUUUCUGGGCGACAAGCGCCGAGAUGCUCUGGGAGUGUCGGUUUUGCUGGCAGACGACUCGCCCUACCAUGCGGCUGUUGGAGGAAAACGUCGUGCUGUUGGUGGGCCGGUUGCAUCUUUUGAUUGACCUGUUCGACAAGGAUGAUGCGUUGAUUCAGUUUCUCAGUGGGACCCCCCACCCGACGUGGCCAGUCAUGAUUGCCAAGUUCCCCCUGUCACUGAAACACAUAUACGCCAUGCACGGGGACGCAACUGUGGUCGACUUUUCACGAACCCAACGCCACCGGUUGUGGCCGGUGUACCCCCCCAUUCGGCAUCAGGGCCGGUGGUUAUCCUAUAGACUCAACAGCCUGGACGACGACGUCGAGCUGACAUGGCCGCUGAGUGAAACGUUUGUGUACGUGGCUAGCCGACGACUCACGCCGCGGCUGCUCGCAAAACUGGCGGACAUGGAAAUCCCCAACCCCAUUCGAGUGAUUCGGCGCAUGGCCAGGGUGGCCCGGCGGUUCUUCGAAAAGGGGUGCCCGCCCCCCGACGAGCCGUACCCGUUCGUGUCGGUAGUGGUCGCAGACGACCUCGUGGGGCCGCAGUGGUCCCAUGGACUCGACCCACCACCAACAACGUAUACGUCGCAUGUUCGAACGCUCCGACCAACUAAAUCAUGUCUCGUUUAG
Molecule: messenger RNA, 1116 nt
Organism: Aphanomyces astaci
Lineage: Eukaryota; Oomycota; Saprolegniomycetes; Saprolegniales; Verrucalvaceae
Exons: 2
Coding region: 1-1116 (371 amino acids)
Source: RefSeq, a predicted model, not a curated record